Molecule: messenger RNA, 2484 nt
Organism: Pestalotiopsis fici W106-1
Lineage: Eukaryota; Fungi; Ascomycota; Sordariomycetes; Amphisphaeriales; Sporocadaceae
Exons: 5
Coding region: 1-2484 (827 amino acids)
Biological process (GO): carbohydrate metabolic process; glycoprotein catabolic process; protein deglycosylation
Cellular component (GO): cytosol; nucleus
Molecular function (GO): peptide-N4-(N-acetyl-beta-glucosaminyl)asparagine amidase activity; carbohydrate binding
Source: RefSeq, a predicted model, not a curated record
AUGGCACCUUUCUUGAAAAGCGCGCCGCGCAUCAGGCGCAUCUCACUCGUGGUGGGAAUGUGUCUCGUCGUGGUCUGGACGCUCAUCUCAACAUGGAAUUCCGCGUCGUCAUCGUCCAACGGAGGGUUUUUGACGACGCUCUUGGGAUCCCGCAUGAGCAGCGGUGCAGAUGUGCUCAAUUACAUUGAUCCGCUCAUUGGGACUGUCAAUGGAGGUCAUGUCUUUCCGGGAGCAACUCUUCCAUACGGUAUGGCAAAAGCUGUUGCCGACGUCCGGGGAGGUGAGGCCGCUGCUGGCUUUGUGUCUGAUGAUUCACUCAUACACGGCUUUUCGCACCUGCACGACUCUGGAACCGGUGGUUCACUGUCGCUAGGAAAUUUCCCACUUUUCGUGCAUCCUGGAUGUCCAGAAGAUGAUUUUCAGCAGUGCCAAUAUUCCAGGUUUACGAGGGGCGUCGAGAGAAGAAAUGGUUCUGUCGAGGCAGCGCCAGGGUACUUCGCAAUCGAACUGAACAACUCGGUUCGUGCCGAGAUGACAGCUACAAAGCAUGCAGCGCUCUAUCGAUUCAGUUUGCCAUCUGUUUCCGAAGUCACUGAUGGGAAGCAUUUUGUUCCGACAAAACCGAUGGUUCUGGUCGAUCUUUCGGAUUUGGCGGGCAGCAGGUCCGGGGGCUAUCUAGAGGUCGAUUCGGAAACUGGGAGGGUCACGGGGAAUGGCACGUUUCUCCCAUCCUUUGGCCGAGGUCACUUUGCUGCUCACUUCUGUGCCGACUUUAGAGGCGCGACCAUUCGGAAAACGGGUACCUUUAUGGACACGAAUGCAAACGAUACGGUUCAGGUCCUCGGCGGUGCGAAUGGCAUUCCAAUGUUCAGCACAUCGGUGGGUGCCUGGAUACACUUUGACAAACUUACCAAGGGCCGACUAAUGGCCAGGGUUGGAAUUUCAUUUCUCUCCAUCGAGCAGGCAUGCCAGAAUGCUGAAGACGAGAUCCCAUUCUUCGAAUUCGGCAAGACAGUACAAGCUGCCGAAAAAGCCUGGGCUGACAAGCUGGCGGUCGUUGAGGUGGACCAUUUUGGUGUCGAGAACGACCUCUUAAAGACUUUUUGGUCUGGAUUAUACCGGGCCCUUUUAUCGCCUCAAGACUAUACUGGUGAGAACCCACUUUGGGAGUCGAGCGAGCCGUAUUUCGACUCUUUCUACUGUAUCUGGGAUUCGUUUCGGGCACAGCAUCCGCUCUUGACCAUUAUUGAUCCCCAAGAACAAACUCGCAUGAUACGGGCCUUGUUGGACAUAUACAAGCACGAGGGGUAUUUGCCAGACUGCCGUAUGAGUUUUGUCCCAGGAUAUACGCAAGGAGGCUCCAAUGCAGAUGUUGUUCUUGCCGAUGCCUUUGCCAAGAACCUGACGGAUGGUGUUGAUUGGAAUCUAGCCUACGAGGCAGUCAUCAAGGAUGCCGAGAUUGAGCCAAGGGACUGGACGAGUUUAGGUCGCGGCAACAUUGAAGCAUGGAGGAAAUAUGGAUACAUACCAAAAGAUGAUGUUGACACCAAUGGCACCGGGCCAAAUACACGGUCCGUCUCCCGCACGGUAGAGUACGCCUAUGACGACUUCUCAAUUGCCUUGAUGGCUAGAGGUCUCGGAAAUCCCACCGACGAAAAGAAAUAUCUGCAUAGAAGCAAGAAUUGGAAGAACCUCUACAACCCAGCAAUGGAGGAUCGAUACCAGGCCAAGGACGGAACCGUGGUUGAGAGCCCUUUUCAAGGGUUUCUUCAACCCCGCCUGAUGAACGGAAGCUUUCUAGCGCAGGACGCACGCCUCUGCAGUCCCAUUCACGAACAGCAUGUCUGCUACUUUGACACAAGAUACGCAACGUAUGAGGGCUCUCCAUGGCUCUACACCUUUUAUGUACCUCAAGAUAUGGCUUCACUGAUUGAGACUCUGGGAGGAAGGGAGCCGUUUAUCCAGAGGCUCGAGUACUUUCACUCGUCGGGCAUCAUCUACAUGGGCAACGAGCAAAGCUUUUUGCCAACAUUUCAAUUCCAUUACGGCGGUCGGCCCGGUUUGAGCUCCUAUUGGGUGCAUCAAUACAUUCCCAGCCAGUUCAACAGCUCGGUCAAUGGCAUCCCCGGUAACGAUGACUGCGCCAUGGGCGCCUUUACGGCUUUUGCCUUUAUGGGCUUCUUCCCCGUCGCCGGACAGGACGUCUAUCUACUGACGCCGCCACUGUUCCGCGAGGUGAGGCUGAGAACGCCGACGGGCCGGCAGGCCAUUAUCAGAAAUGUUGGGUUCGACCCGACCUACGAGGCGAUUUAUAUACAGAGCGCCAGACUAAAUGGGCGGCCGUACACGAGAAACUGGAUCAAGCAUGACUUUUUCUACAAUGGUGGAGUCCUCGAGUUGACGCUGGGCAAGCAGGAGAGUAAUUGGGGCACAGCGGAUGAGGAUUUGCCGCCCAGCUUGUCGACUAAUUAUGCGGAUUUCUAG